Molecule: messenger RNA, 3861 nt
Organism: Drosophila mauritiana
Lineage: Eukaryota; Metazoa; Arthropoda; Insecta; Diptera; Drosophilidae
Gene: dl
Product: embryonic polarity protein dorsal
Exons: 5
Coding region: 299-3319 (1006 amino acids)
Biological process (GO): regulation of transcription by RNA polymerase II; canonical NF-kappaB signal transduction; cellular response to stress
Cellular component (GO): nucleus; cytoplasm
Molecular function (GO): DNA binding; DNA-binding transcription factor activity
Source: RefSeq, a predicted model, not a curated record
ACGUUUUCCGCGUGUUUUCGAUCGGUUCUACAAGAACAUUUCUCUCGGUAGCACCUAUAGAUACAAAUAUAUAUACAUAGCUGCUCAGUUUGAAAAGCAAAGCUACCAACUAAAAUAUAGUUAUAAACUAUAAAUUAUAAACAGCUCAUAAAUCAAUCAACUCGUCCUGUCAACAUUAUAAUUAAUAAAUAAUAAAACCUAUUGGAUAACCGAAAAUUCUGCGCUUUUAUCUGUGUCGUGAAGUUUUUUCCAUCAAAGUUUGGCCGUGAUAACUGAAAGAUAAUAUUUUGGCCACGUAAUGUUUCCGAGCCAGAACAACGGAGCCGCUCCUGGGCAGGGUCCAGCGGCUGAUGGCCAACAGAGCCUCAACUACAACGGCCUGCCCGCCCAGCAGCAGCAGCAAAUGGCACAGUCCACGAAAAAUGUGCGAAAGAAACCCUACGUUAAGAUCACCGAGCAACCGGCGGGAAAGGCGCUGCGGUUUCGCUACGAGUGCGAGGGACGCUCGGCGGGAUCCAUUCCGGGCGUGAACUCCACGCCGGAGAACAAGACCUAUCCGACCAUCGAGAUUGUGGGCUACAAGGGACGCGCCGUGGUGGUCGUCUCCUGCGUCACAAAGGAUACGCCAUAUCGUCCCCAUCCCCACAAUUUAGUUGGCAAGGAGGGCUGCAAGAAGGGCGUCUGUACACUGGAGAUCAACAGUGAGACAAUGCGAGCCGUGUUCAGUAACUUGGGUAUCCAGUGUGUCAAAAAGAAGGACAUUGAUGCGGCGCUUAAGGCGCGCGAGGAGAUCCGUGUGGAUCCGUUUAAGACUGGCUUUUCGCAUCGUUUCCAGCCCUCGAGCAUAGAUCUGAAUUCGGUGCGAUUGUGCUUUCAAGUAUUCAUGGAGAGCGAGCAGAAGGGUCGAUUCACCUCGCCACUGCCGCCGGUGGUUUCGGAGCCCAUCUUCGAUAAGAAGGCCAUGUCCGACUUGGUCAUCUGCCGGCUUUGCAGCUGCUCCGCCACCGUCUUUGGCAAUACCCAGAUCAUCCUGCUCUGCGAGAAGGUGGCCAAGGAGGACAUCUCUGUGCGAUUCUUCGAGGAGAAGAAUGGCCAGAGCGUUUGGGAGGCCUUUGGUGACUUCCAGCACACGGAUGUCCACAAGCAGACUGCCAUUACCUUUAAGACGCCGCGCUAUCAUACCCUGGACAUCACAGAGCCCGCCAAGGUUUUUAUCCAACUGCGACGUCCCUCGGAUGGAGUUACCAGCGAGGCCCUGCCCUUCGAGUACGUGCCAAUGGACUCAGGUAAACAUACAUUCUGGAAUCUUCAUCGGCACCUCAAGCGGAAGCCGGACGAAGAUCUCUUUCAGCAGAUCCUCAGGUUGGACGCCAAACGGGAAGUGCAGCCGCCAACGAUUGAGGUUAUCGAUUUGGAUACACCGAAAAUAGAGAUGCAACGUGAGAUACCUUCGGAAAUGGACUUUAAUCAAGAGGAAUCUCAGCAAUCAGAGCCAGCUCUUGAGCAAGAGCCGUCAGUGCAUCAGGAGCAAUACACUCAAGAGCCACCAUUGCAACAGGAGCAAUAUACUCAAGAUCAAUCAUUGCAACAGGAGCCAUAUACACAAGAGCAAUCAUUACAGCAGGAUCAAUAUUUACAACAAGUAGAACAGGAGCAAUCUUUUCAGCUGGUAGAACCGAUGCAGCAGGAUCUGGAACUACCAGCGCAGCAUUCUUUCGAUCAGGCUUUAGAUCACACCUCUGAUCAUAUUCCCGAGGACAUGGAGGCGGCGGAUGCCCAUGCAGAAGCCGAGGCCCAUCGCCUGCGAUCCGAGCAGGAAAAAGAGAUUGACACCAUUAUCGAUGAAAAAGUACGAGAACUGGAGCAACUGGAUCUGGGUCAGCAUUUGGAGCCACGUCCUUUGACGGCCAACGAUAAGAUCACCGAGUGGAUGAAGUCCAGUGAGAUUGAACAGCAAGUCCAUGAACCCAGUCCCACUGCUGAGGCAGAUGUUUCGGACUCCGCCCUUGAGAUAACCAAGGCAGAUAAGACCCUCGAUGAACUCCUUGAGACCGUGGCGGAAUUGGAUGAGAUAUACACGGACUUCAAAGUUCAAAGGGAUACGUACAAGAAUACCAUACAAAAUGAGUUGGCGGGACUUCAGGGUCGUGCUCCGCUGCAGGUGGAGGAUAGCUUCGAUGACGCUGCCACCUACACAAGCUUACAGAUCGCCUUCAAGAAUCCCGUCCUCAUACCCAUGGAUGAUAUAAUGCCUCCAACUCCGCCCAUGUCGCAAUGCGCUCCCGAAGAUGCCCAUCAGCAUUACGAUCCCGUCGAGGUGAAUUCGCAGGCCCGUAAGCCGGAGACUCCGUUGCGACCAGUUCCUCCAGUCCCGCCGGCAAUUCUAACAGUUCAAUAUCCACCAGAAGAGGAGAAGUUGCCCCCAUUGCCACCGAAAAGAAUUCGAAAGCAGGACAGCAAUGCUGAGAAUCGGUCAAUCGAGGCCAAUACGGUUCAGACCAAGCCAUCUACAGGCGAGUCUCCUCUAAACAAAAGACUCCCACCCGCUCCAAAGAACCCGAACUUUAAUACUCUGCCCAGGCAGAAGAAGCCGGGAUUCUUUUCGAAACUUUUUUCGCGCCGCAAGAGCAAACCGGAUUUGGCCCAGGGGCAGGAGAACAGCUCUAUAUUGGAUUCCAAGGCAAAUAGCAGGGAGCCGAGUAUAGGUCACUUUAACAUGCAAGACCCGAUGAGGGCAUCGCUGCGCUCCUCCAAGUCAGCCGCCCCGUUCAUCUCGAAUCAAGCGCCUGCAAAAUCCAGUCCUGUCAAGGCCAAGAAACCAGGAUCAAAGCUGGCCAAGCCCGUGGGCAGGAGUGUGAGCAGUGUUUCUGGAAAGAGACCCGCCUACCUGAAUGCUGAUGUGGUGCACAUACCGCUGAAAGGUGACAGUGCCAAUAGCUUGCCACAGCAGCAGCGAACCGAGGGCUACUCCCAAUCCAGCACGAUUUCGGUGGGAGCAGGAUUGGAUAGACGCACUGCAUCUGCACUACAGCUCGCUGACAUACCAAUUAGUGAGGGCGGAAUGGAACUAGUUGCCAUUGCCGAUCGACAAAGUCUGCACAAUUUGGUCAGCUCCAUCGAGGGUCACUUCAAUGUCCAACUGGACCCCAAUCUGGACCUGACCGAGGCCGAGCACUUUGCCCUGUACACGAGUAUUCCGCCACUUGCGGCGGCCAGUGAAUUUGACGAGACCUCCGCCUACUAUGCUCCCGUGGAUGCUGGCGAGAUCCUAACGCCGGAUGAGGUGGCCAAGCGAUUGGCUGCCGCCAAUGGCAUCUAGAUUUGUUGAUUUGAUUGUUUAUAUUCUUUAUAGGCAAACGAACCGAGGAAAAUCCUCUAACGAAACCCAAUAACGAAGCAAGUUGGCUUCAAGCCAGUGGAAAUUGCAUUGUAUUUCCCGGAAUCUAUUUCCAUUAACUCUGGCGCCACAAAUUGUCCACUUGUUGUAAGGCCGGCUGGAGCGUAAUGUCUUCGGAACCUUAAUGAAUUUGUAUUUGUUUUAUAAUUGAUAAUUGUGCUAAAAGUAUCCCCAAAUAAUUUGUAAGUGAUACCAGGCAAAAGACCCAAAAGAAAUGGGUCAAACCCAAUGAAUUGUUUGUUGUCCAGGUGGCCCAUUUGAAGGGGCCCACCUAACUAUUGUAUUUAAGCGAAAUCACUCAAUUUUCAGAGUAGCGUAAGAUUUCCCAAUGGAAUCGAGUAUAUUGUUUAAAUUGAAACCGAAAACCCGAUCAUAUGUACCUACAACACGGUGUGUAUAUUUUGUCUUAUAGAUCCAGCGCACUUGAGGCGGAAACGUCAGAAGACUGGCGGUGAUCCCAUGCA